Messenger RNA from Patella vulgata (common limpet), 2083 nucleotides. RefSeq lists its product as uncharacterized. The transcript has 2 exons. The record is from RefSeq and is a predicted model, not a curated record. The coding region runs from base 8 to 1342 and encodes 444 amino acids. NCBI's taxonomy places the organism in Eukaryota, Metazoa, Mollusca, Gastropoda, Patellidae.
CAGUCACAUGGGUUAUAUAAUAGCUGGGUCGUUGCUAAUUAUAGUAGUAUUCAUAAGCUCAACUGUUUUCUUCUACAGGAAGUAUUUUUCAAGGAAUAUUACAUCUUACCAGUUGAACACUGCACCCGAGCCCGUUAAUCUAGUGUCUAUGUUCUACGAUUUGGUUCCACCCAUUACUGUUACCACAGCCGUUACUAACAUAGAUUCCUUUGAGUCCUUAUCAAGAGAAGCGUUCUCCGCUUCUGUGCAGCCAGUUCCAGCAAUCAUGUACCAGCAGUUCCUUUCUAACCUACAAAUUGAUAUACAUGAUACUAUCGAUGAUCAUGUAAUUGGUAUUACCCCUGCUAUAGCUGCUGUUCGUGCUGUUGCACAUGAUGAAAUAAACGGUAAUGUUGAUGACAACAACGAUUCUGCUGAUGCUGUUGAACAACAUGAAAUAAACGAUAAUAUCGAUGAUAGUGACGACCACGACGCCAUUGGUGGUUAUGAUGAUAAUGAUGUGGAUGAUGGCUAUGCAAAAAUAAAAGAAUUAGUGAACUUACUCAAUCGCGUUGACGAUACUGGUUCUGGUAUUGAACGUAUAGAUGGCUGUAAUACGGCUUCCACAUCGAUAAGCUUUGCCAAACGAAAUGCAACGACGUCCUCCAGAACGACAAAUGUUUAUCAGAACCUCAAACCGCAGGAUGAAAUUCACGACUACGAGAAUACUGAUCCAAAAGACAUCGCUACUGUAGCAGCGAACUGUGACGAAAAUAGUAACACGACGCUAGACAGAACACCCAAUGUUUGUCAAAACCUUAAAAACAAAGUUCAUAGCCACGUUUAUGAAAAUAUAACUUCCGCAUGUACCACCGAUCAUGCUUCGCCAGUGAACUAUGACAAGCUCAAUGAAUCUACGCGUGACAGAAGAGUAAAUGUUUACCAAAAUCUUCCUACCAAUAUGCAAAGCCACGAUUACGUGAAUACGGCUUCCCCAAGCAUAUCUAGUCAAGCACUGCCUGUAAACUAUGACAAACUUGAUGAAGCAACGCGAGAUAGAACUGUCAAUGUUUAUCAAAAACUUAACAUCAACGUUCAAAGCCACGAUUAUGUGAAUACGGAUUCCCGAAGCACCAGUAGUCAAGCACUGUCUGUGACCUAUGAGAACCUUGAUGAAGCAACGCGGGACAGAACAAUCAAUGAAAAUCAAAGUCUUGGAACAAAGAUUGGAAGCCACGAUUAUGAAAAUACUGCUUCAACAUGUAUUACCACCCAAGUACAUCCUGUGACCUUCGAAAAUCUAAGUGAAGAGACGCGCGACAAAGCAUCCAAUAUUCACCAGAAUCUUGAAACCGAGGUCUAAAGCCACAGCUAUGGAAAUACUGUUCCACCAAUCACAGCUACUCAAUCGGUGUCAUCAUGAUUGGUAGAGAAACUGUGAAUCAAAGACCAGGCUCUUAUCAGGACCCAAAUAAACUUCUGUUUUAACUUGACUUUAUUGGGACGAAGGAAAAAGAUGAACCACACUCUCUCUCUCUCUCUCUCUCUCCUGACACCAACCACAUCGCACGGGACCUAAAUAAACAAUAAUUUAGAAUACGGCGAUGACAAUAAAUGGUAUUUGAAAACAACCGGUGAACAAAGGCGAGUUAUCUCCCCGGAUUUGUAAUACUAGAAAUUAGAAAGAGAUAUAUAUCAACACAACCUGUUAUUAGUUAGUUUAAAUAUUUCGUUCUUUCAUUUACCAAUAAAAGCUGCGAAAUCAUUAUGUAAAAAUGCAUUUUAGAUUUUUACAUAUAGUUCUUUAUUUAAAUUUUGUAAAUAUUUAUUUUAGAUUUUUAGAUUGUAAUCAUUAUUAGUUACUUUGUAACUGAAUUUUGAAGGAUAUGUUCUAGAUUUUUAUAUCGUUUUGUGAAUAUGCUUUUGCCAUUUGACAUCCUUUACUUAAUAGUAAUUCUUUGUAAAUAUUAAAUUAUGUUUUUUAGAUUUUUAUAUAGUAAUCUUUUGUAACUAAAUUUUCUAAAACUACGUUCAAUAUUUUUGGCACAAAAAGCCUUUUAUCUUUUAACGGAUAAUUUUGUAAAUAUAAUUACAAAUGUACUGU